This is a messenger RNA of Octopus sinensis (East Asian common octopus), 5053 nucleotides long. RefSeq names its product protocadherin beta-15. The transcript has 16 exons. Gene Ontology annotation, biological process: homophilic cell-cell adhesion. Gene Ontology annotation, cellular component: plasma membrane. The record is from RefSeq and is a predicted model, not a curated record. Gene Ontology annotation, molecular function: calcium ion binding. Lineage: Eukaryota; Metazoa; Mollusca; Cephalopoda; Octopoda; Octopodidae. The coding region runs from base 461 to 3949 and encodes 1162 amino acids.
ACGCACUGACACAGUCACAUGAGCUUCGCCAACACACAGACACAAUGAUACAAGCUCCACAAGAACACAGACCAAAGCUAACUACCACUCGGACCUAGGCACAGACAACCAGAUGUAUAGGCAGAGAAUAGUUGCUGGAGUAGCAGGUUAACAUUUAUUCACAAGCGGCAGAAACCCAUCUACAUAAUGCAGUUGUCACAAUACGGCAGUAGCUACUGUAGGAUUCUAGCGCAGGAUAUCUAUCCUCAGUCACAGCAGAUAGCAAUGGAUGAAACAGUGGAAAAUCAACUGCAGAACUUCAGGAAAUAUUUGAAAUUUGAAAGAGAGUGUUUCGAUCGAAGGGACUGAGAAUGGCAAUGGUUAAGAAGUUAGUUAUUGGGACCUGGCUAGCACAGUAUCAUCAGAAACAUUUGAUGUUCAAAUCAGACAUCUGGUGACUGUAACAGCUAUCAGUGGGGAUAUGUUGGUACCAGUGUACAUACUACUCUCAUUUCUUCACUGUUGUUUGUGUGUGGUGCAUCUUGUCUAUACUGUACAGGAAGGUAAAAGUCCGGGUACGUAUGUGGGGAACAUCGCUGAGGAUGUAUCAUCAUUGGAUGCUUCACACCAAAACCAAAACUCCAUAACAUUCAGUUUAAUAAAAGCACAAAAUGGUCGCCAAUUAUUCAACGUUUCCAAAUCAGGAACACUCACUACAGAACAGAUAUUGGAUGCUGAAGCUCUUUGUACUUAUAAUAUAGAAUGUUGCAGAUGGGUUGAAGUUGCUAUUAAACAGGAUACAACUUUUCUAAUUAUAUUAAAGAUUAAAGUUAUAGUAGAAGAUGUCAAUGACCACUUCCCAGAAUUUCCAACCAAAGAGUUCAAACUUGAAUUCUAUGAAACCGAUGGUAAAGGAACCAGGCGAUCAGUUCCGAAUGCCAUAGACAAAGAUGUUAGUAUUAGAAACUCUCACAUUACAUAUCAAUUAAAGAAUAAUACAGGCAAACCGUUUAAAUUGUCUGUUUCAAAAAGGGUUGAUGGGACUGAUAAACUUAAAAUAAUUUUAGAAAAAAAAAUAGACCGAGAAGUAAAAGAUAAAUAUAUGCUGCAAAUACUUGCCAACGACGGGGGCUACCCACCGAAGCAGUGUAUUCUAGAUGUUGAAAUAACUGUUAUUGAUGUUAAUGACAACCCACCAAUUUUUGCUCAAAAAGAUUAUAAUAUUUCAAUAAAAAACACACACCCAAAAGACACACCAGUUGUAAUUUUGUCUGCCAAAGACUUAGAUUUUGGAAAUAAUGGCCAAGUUUCAUACCAUUUCAGUUCCAAAACAUCAGAUUUAGUGAAAAAUCACUUUAGGUUGACUGAAGAAACUGGAGAAAUUUUCCUACAGAAAAAGUUCCCUUUUGGACAAAAACAAACAUAUAAGUUGUUUAUAGAAGCCAGAGAUGGGGGUUCUCCACCUUUGAGCUGUAUUACAGCUGUCAAUGUAAAUGUCAUCAAUCAACAGAACAAUGCACCAAAGAUUGAUAUAAAUUUUGUUUCAGCCUUGUCUGAAAGCACUGCUACUAUCUCUGAAGGAAUUAAAGUAGGCAGUUUCAUUGCUUAUGUGAAAGUUACAGAUAAUGACCUUGGACAGAAUGGAGAGGUCAAAUGUGACCUUUCACAUGAAAAAUUUGAGCUUCAAAUCUUAGAUUCAGAACGGUAUAAAAUCACAAUAAAAAAUGCUGUCGAUCGAGAAACAGAAGAUCACUAUGAGAUCACUUUAUCAUGUCAAGAUAAAGGAACACCUUCCUUGAAGACAGAAAGGAAUUUUUCUAUCCAAGUACUGGAUAUGAAUGAUAUGCGCCCUCAAUUUACUAAGGACACAUUCAAAUUCCUUACCUAUGAAAAUGAGGAACCAAAUUUUCCUGUUGGAUUUAUUAAUGCUACUGACCCUGAUCUGAAGGCUGGAGGUCAGCUAACUUACUCUCUAGUGAAAAAUAUCAAAACUGUUCUUCCUUUUCAGAUUACUGACAAUGGAUUUAUUUCAACAACACAAUCACUGGAUCGAGAACAACUAGAAAUAUAUGAGUUCCAGGUUUUAGUCAAAGACAAUGGGACACCAUCUUUGAAUAACACUGGAAAUGUUAUUGUUGAGGUUAUGGAUGAAAAUGACAAUGCUCCAUAUUUCACCUUCCCAAGUGUUAACCCUUUUAGUCUGGACGUCUAUUAUUAUCCAAAGACUAGGAAUGACAUCACAGUUCUGAGAGCUGCAGACCGAGACAGUCCCAGAAAUGCCUUUCUCCAAUAUGAAAUUAUUGGAGGCAAUGACAAACAGUUGUUUUCCAUUGAUCCUUACACUGGCGUGUUAUCCUUUUCUCGUGAAGUUUACCAGAGUGAUGCAGGGUCAUAUAAGCUGAAAUUUCUUGUCAAAGACAGUGGUACCCCAGUUCUAUCAGCAACUACUACAAUAUCUUUGACAUUAGCUGUUAGCAACAAGACAACAAUGACAACAAAAGGAAUGCGUACGAAAUCAAACAAAAUGAUUGAUGUCAAUAUGGUUAUUAUUAUUGUUGUGGUAACUGUAAUAGUAUGUGUUGCUAUUGUGAUUUCUAUAACAAUGUGUGUUGUGAGGUAUAACAAUAUGCGAAAUGGCUCGUUAACUGCUGAAGUGAACCCGUCAAUCCACUCAAAAAUUGAAAAAAGUCAUUUAAUUAGUCACAGUAAAAAUCCUGCCACCUUACUGAGGAACUCUCAUGAAAAGAAAAACAGACAUACUCAACUGAUAAAAUCUUCAAGUCAGUUCUACUUUGUAUUAGAGCCACAAAAUGAAUGGAUUACUUCAACAACAUCUAGAAGCCUUCCGACAUCUAUCCAGACCAAAAGCUAUGCUGCCAUACCACGGAAUCGUAACCAAAAGAGACAUACUGAUUCUCAUUUGAUGAAAUCAGCCAGUCAGUUUUAUUUUGUUCUGGAGCCACAAAAUGAAUGGAUAGCUUCAACAACAUCAAGAAGUCUCCCACAGACCCGCAAUUCAGCUGCCAUAACAAGAAAUUUAAAUGAAAGAAGAAAUACAGAAUCACAGUUGAUAGAUUCUUCCAGUCAGUUCUACUUUGUGUUAGAACCACAAAAUGAAUGGAUAGCUUCUACUACACCAGUGGAAUUCCAGAGAGCUGCUCCUAACCGUCAUUCAGCUACUCUAGCAAGGAACCUUAAUGAAAGGCGGAAUACAGAAUCGCAACUGAUAGAUUCCUCAAGCCAAUUCUAUUUUGUGCUUGAACCUCAAAAUGAGUGGAAAGCAUCAACUACAGCAAUUAAACCACAGAUGACUUCACAGUCAUUGAACUGUGGUCAUGCUGGGGCACCGCCUUCAAGGGUUUUAGUCGAUCAUAUCGACCCCAGCGCUUAUUUCAGUCAGAAUGCAUCCAAGUAUAUCAGGCCUUGUUAUGGAGAUGUGUUGGGCCACCCAUGUACCUCACCUGUGAAUUACAGCUCUGCAGACAUAUUCGGAAACCCUCUUAUGGCUGACGCGUCAAGUCAGUUUUACUUUGUCCUUGAACCACAAAAUGAGUGGAAAGCUUCAACCACCACAUUCAAACCACCACCACCUAAACCGACUAACACUCCAGCUGCCAUAACAGAGUCAUCAUCAAAUCAGUUUUACUUUGUCCUUGAACCACAAAAUGAAUGGAAAGCCUCAACUACAGCAAUAAAGCUCCCAGAAACCAAUGAUUCUCAAUUGACCGAAUCAACAAGUCAAUUCUACUUUGUACUUGAACCACAAAAUAAAUGGAUUGCUUCAAGUACAUCAAGAAGUCUACCAAUGCAACAGACAAACAACCCUUUUGCCUUCAUAAGAAAUCCUGCUGAGAAGAGGUACUCACACCUAAGGAAGUCAGCCAGUCUCUUUUACUUUGUUGUUGAGCCACCAAAUGAAUGGAAAGCAUCAACCACUACAGUGAAGAUACCAACAGCUAAAAAGCAGUGAAAUAAUCCAAAGUGCCAAAGUCUAAUACAAAGAAUAACAAUAUCCAGUUACCAAUAAUGGAAGAAAACGAUAUAAAUUCCCCAAACAACAGUGGCACAUGGUGGCAAAGCAGUGGAAGAAAAACUCUUAUGUCAUGAGACUUUCUCUAGUUGCCUGACUAUCAGAGUGAUGUAAUAAUGUCAGCUUAUCAACUGAUAGAAUUGGAGUGAGGGAGACCAGACAUCUUUUAUAAUAUAUCUACCUAUCAUGGGAACAGAAAAAUCAUGAAACAUCAGGAUUAUUCUGACAUACCCACAAUUCCCAUCACUGCAUUCAUUAUCCUCUUCUUUUGGGAAGGAACCAACUUACCAACAAACAUUGAAGCCACUACUAUAGCCAACCUACCAGCCAGCCUGCCAACCAGCCAGCGAUCCAGUCAAUUCAAGAGUUGAAAGUUGUCUGAUGUUUGAUGUUAGAACACAGUGAAUGUCAGGCAAAAACUGGCUCUGAGGAGAAAUCUGAUUGGACUUCAAUUCUUCCAUAAGGGGACAGUGGUUAUUCUGGAUAAUAUUCACACAGCAACAUGUGAGCGUAAACUAGGAUUUUCUCUAUUCUCAGAAGAACAAGACAAACCUUAAACAGCAAAAUAUAAGGAUUUCAUUCAAAGAAACCAAUUCAAAGAAUCAAAAAAAGAUAAAAUGAUAGAAAACAGAAAAAAAAAGAUAAUAAUAAUAAUUGAAAAAAAAAAUUGAAAAAAAAAUAACAGACAAUCAAAUGCACAAUUGGUUUACCUUUGACAGACGUUGCAAUGCUCUCAUGUCUCUGAAUGGUGAACAGUUACGAUUAAAUAUAUUUUUGCAGAGCAACUAUGGAACUUUUGGAUUUGAUAACCAGAAAGACAGCUCGGUUGAGAGAAGUAUCUAGUAUCUAAAUACUUCAUUUAAUCCUACCUCAGGGUUACAAAAAGAAAAAAAAAAAGGCAAUUUGAGCAGCGUGUCGGUUGCUUGUGUGUGUGUCACAUAGGAAGAGACCCCCCCUCCCCCAGAACACUCAUUCAGGUUGUUGUAUUUCAAUGUAAAGAAGUCAUUGUAAAUAAAUCAACUGUUUACAUGGUGGAAAAAAAAA